AGAUGGCCGAGUCCGUGUGCCGCUUCGGAGGAGUUGUCGGAAAAACUCUGGUUAAAAUUCGCAGUCCUGCACUGCUGUCCCUCAGAAGGUCAGUGUCGUAUGCCCAAAGUCUGCGGGGUGUUCCAGAGACGCGUGUCACCACACUAGAGAAUGGACUUAGAGUCGCAUCAGAGGAGACUGGUCAUGCCACGUGCACUGUUGGAUUAUAUAUCAAUGUUGGUAGCCGAUAUGAGUCUGAGAAGAACAAUGGUGCUGGGUUCUUUUUGGAGCACUUGGCUUUCAAGGGAACUAAGAAGCACCCCCAGGCUGCCCUUGAGUCUGCAGUAGAGUCAAUGGGCGCUCAUCUUAGUGCAUACACUUCUCGUGAGCACACUGCCUAUUAUAUGAAGACCCUUGCUAAGGACCUACCAAAAGCUGUGGAGCUGCUGUCUGAGGUAGUGCAGAGUGCAUCUCUUAGUGAAGCCGAGAUUGAGCAGCAGCGGGGAGUGGUUCUCAAAGAGCUGGAAGAAGUGGAGGGCAGUCUACAGGAUGUCUGUUUGGAUCUUCUCCAUUCCACUGCCUUCCAGGGUACACCCCUGGGCCAAAGUGUACUGGGGCCCUCUCAGAAUGCCAGGACUUUGAAUCGUCAGGAUCUGGUGGAGUACAUCAACAGUCAUUACAAAGCUCCCCGCAUGGUACUGGCUGUGGCUGGAGGUGUCAAUCAUGAUGAGUUGGUGGGACUGGCCAAGCAGCACUUAAGUGGUGUAUCGUUUGAGUAUCAGGAUGAUGCUGUGCCUGUGUUGUCACCCUGCCGCUUCACUGGUAGUGAGAUACGUAUGCGUGAUGAUGCCAUGCCCCUGGCACACAUUGCUAUUGCAGUAGAGGGAGCCGGAGCUGGAAGUCCAGAUGUCGUACCCCUUAUGCUUGCUAAUUCCAUCAUUGGCAGCUACGACCUCACAUAUGGAGGUGGAAAGCACCUUAGCAGUCGCUUGGCACGUCUGUCAGCAGAGGGCAGCCUGUGCCACAGUUUUCAGGCUUUCCACACCACCUACAGUGACACCGGACUGAUGGGUGUGUAUUUUGUCACAGACAAGCACAAGAUUGAGGACAUGAUGCACUGGACUCAGAAUGCCUGGAUGAAUCUGUGCACAACAGUGACUGAAAGCGAUGUAGCCAGAGCCAAGAAUGCACUGAAGGCCAGUUUAGUUGGACAGCUGAAUGGUACCACACCGAUCUGUGAUGACAUCGGCCGACAUGUUUUGAGUUAUGGCUCUCGCAUCCCACUGGCUGAGUGGGAUGCCAAGAUUCAGGCUGUGACCCCCAAGAUGGUGCGCGACGUUUGCACUAAAUACAUCUAUGACAAAUGCCCUGCUGUAGCUGCCGUUGGUCCAAUUGAGCAGCUUCCUGACUACAACAGAGUGCGCAGCGCUAUGUACUGGCUCCGUUUCUAAAAGCUCUUUGAGUGUCCUCUUAAGAUAAACCCAAUGAUCUUACCUGCUUCUUUUCCUCUUUUGUACUCUGCUCCUGACUCAUUCUUGUGUUCAAAAUUAAGACAGACUGAAUAAGAUGUGUACAACAAUAUGUUCAUAACAGUAGUAGGCUACCACCGUUUUACUAAGAAUUGCUGUUCAGAAAUCCAUUAUACAUUAAGAGCAGAAUUAUUUGUUCAUGGGAGGAAGGAGACUGGAGUACAUUUCAUUGGAAAGAUGCAGUGAAUGCUGUCCAACUUGUCAAACAAAACUAUUUAUCAAAUUGUGAGAUGUUUUGUUUCUCUCGUUUAUUGUACAUAAUAGAACCUCUCAUUCUAAAUUCCAAUAAAAUACUGUUAACAAA
Molecule: messenger RNA, 1812 nt
Organism: Trichomycterus rosablanca
Lineage: Eukaryota; Metazoa; Chordata; Actinopteri; Siluriformes; Trichomycteridae
Gene: uqcrc1
Product: cytochrome b-c1 complex subunit 1, mitochondrial
Exons: 13
Coding region: 3-1430 (475 amino acids)
Cellular component (GO): mitochondrion
Molecular function (GO): metal ion binding
Source: RefSeq, a predicted model, not a curated record